Molecule: messenger RNA, 849 nt
Organism: Dermacentor silvarum
Lineage: Eukaryota; Metazoa; Arthropoda; Arachnida; Ixodida; Ixodidae
Exons: 5
Coding region: 1-849 (282 amino acids)
Source: RefSeq, a predicted model, not a curated record
AUGCCCCUGCCAGAGCAGCUGUUGGAAACCAGACAGUUCAAUGGCUGCUUUGGUUGCCCAUGGUGCCUAGCAUGUGGAACACUGCAAGAAGGACGUCGUCUCUUCAUCAACUCGGAGCCGACUGCACCAGAGAGGACAGCAGCAGGCAUACGCAGGGACAUGAAACUUGCCAUGGAGCUGCAGACUCCAGUCAAUGGACUGAAAGGGCCAUCAGCUUUCUGGCCUUUGCAGUACCUGGACCUUGUCGAGUGCUACACUGUGGAGUACAGGCAUUGUGUGCUACUUGGGGUGACCAGGCAGUUCACGGAGUAUAGGUUCGAUUCCUCUCACUGCCAUGAAAAGUUCUACAUAGGACGACCAAGCACCCUGAAUUUCCUGAACCGGCGCCUGAAGGGCAUUCAACCGCCACAUCAUAUUACACGCCUGCCUCGCUCAAUCCAGGAAAGGCACUUUUGGAAGGCCCAUGAGUGGCGAAAUUGGCUUCUGUACUACUGCCUACCGUGCUGCCAAAAUACUCUGCCAUCACCCUACAUGAAGCCCUUCGCAAUUCUUUCCGAGGCCAUUUUUCUGCUCCUUCAAGAGCAACUCUCACCUACGGCCAUUGCACAAGAAGACAACCUUCUUCGACGUUUCGUCAACCGAGCUGCAGCAUUGUACAGUGAUAGGUGCAUGACAUUCAACGUGCAUCAACUCCUGCACUUAGCACGGGCUGCCCGCAACUGUGGCCCACUGUGGGCUCAUUCAGCAUUUGGGUUUGAGAGUGGGAAUGGUCAGCUUGUCAAGCUAGUUACAGCAGAAAAUGGAGUUGAAGCUGUUGCUUUGUUCAACAGCAAUAGCGUUGACAACUAA